ACCUUGGCGAUGCUCCCGUCGUGGUAGUAAGAGACGUGGAUAUGAUUGACAGGAUAUUCGUGAAGGAUUUGAAGAACUUUACUGCCAGAGGACACAUGACGCACGUCCACGAGCUACAGCCUCUCUUCGUCCGCAACAUGCUCUUCACCAAGGGCAACGUCUGGAAGGACGUGCGACACACGAUGGCACAGUUCUUCACCCCGUCGAAGCUGAAAUCGGUGAUGCCCUCUAUGAUGGAUGCCCUCAAGCGAUUCAUCGAGAUUCUCGAUGAGUUUGCCGAGCGCGGCGAUGAAGUCGACAUCAACGCACUCUGCGAGCGCUUGACGUUCGACGUCGUCUCAAAGGCAGCGUUCGGGAUCGACACCAACGUGCAACGUAACCCGCAGCACCCGCUCUUUCAGGGUGCCCUGGUAACCGUUCCGACUUACAUGGCGGGAUUCUUCUACAACUUAGCCCAAAUUCUAUCUCAUUGGCCGUGGAUAUUUAAGGCAUUCUCUCGGGUGAUCGAUAUGUUCUACGUGAACCCUAUUGUUGCGUUAACCAAGAAGGCAAUUGACGUCAUCGAAUUCCGACGCCAAAACCCACAGCUAGUUCUUCCCGACAUGGCUCAAAUUCUCCUGGACGAUGCGACUGGACGAAAGAGCGAGCCACUGAAGGACAACAACGACGCUGCAAGGCCUCCCGUUUCGCUUCCUAUGGAGACGAUGAGAGAUAUAGCCACAAACUGCAUGGUAAUCUUUCUUGGAGGGUACGAUACGACGAGAUUGGCAUUAACCUAUUGGUCUUACAUCAUGGGGAAGCAUCCAGAUAUUCAGGAGAAAAUGAGGGCAGAGGUCUUGGAAGCGUUUCAAAAAGAAGGCGAAGAACUGUCGACGCAGACCCUUUUAAACCUUUCCUACACAAACCAGGUCAUAUCUGAGACUCUGCGAAUGUAUCCACCACUUAUCGGGCUUAUUACGCGAGGAUCUGACGAGGACUUCCAAUGCGGCAGCUACCUUAUCAAAAAAGGCAUGACCCUUCUCACGCCCACAUACCACCUGCACCAUGACCCGCUGUACUGGCCCGAUCCCGAAAAGUUUGACCCCGAAAGGUUCAGCCCACAAAACAAGCACCUCGUCAACCCCAUCACCUAACAGCCCUACGGCCUUGGAAUACGCAAGUGUCUAGGCCAGCGCUUUGCGGUACUCGAACUGGUUUCGGUCACUGCGCAUGUCUUGCGCUAUUUUCGCCUCACUCUGGGGCCCAGU
Molecule: messenger RNA, 1247 nt
Organism: Dermacentor albipictus
Lineage: Eukaryota; Metazoa; Arthropoda; Arachnida; Ixodida; Ixodidae
Product: cytochrome P450 9e2-like
Molecular function (GO): monooxygenase activity; iron ion binding; oxidoreductase activity, acting on paired donors, with incorporation or reduction of molecular oxygen
Source: RefSeq, a predicted model, not a curated record